Melitaea cinxia (Glanville fritillary) is the source of this 393-nucleotide messenger RNA. RefSeq names its product cadmium metallothionein-like. The transcript has 2 exons. The coding region runs from base 1 to 393 and encodes 130 amino acids. The record is from RefSeq and is a predicted model, not a curated record. NCBI's taxonomy places the organism in Eukaryota, Metazoa, Arthropoda, Insecta, Lepidoptera, Nymphalidae.
AUGGUUCCUGAAAUGUCAGAGAAAAAAAAAAUUACUAAAUGCAAAGAAAGUAAGUGCUGCCGUGCUGCUGUGUUGCCGUGCUGCAGUACUUCUGUACUGUUGUACUGCAGUGCUGCUGUGCUGCUGUGCUGCAAUGAUACUGUGCUGCUGUGCCGCUGUGCCGCUGUGCUGCUGUGCUGCUGUGCUGCAGUGCUGCUGUGCUGUAGUGCUGCAGUUCUGCAGUGCUGCUAUGCCGCUGUGCUACAGUGCUGCUGUGCUGCAGUGAUGCUGUGCUGCAGUACUAGUCUGCUGCUGUGCUGCUGUGCUGCUAUACUGCAGUGCUACAGUGCUGCAGUCCUGCUGUACUGCAGUGCUAUUGUGUUGCUGUGCUGCAGUGAUGCAGUCCUGCAGUGA